Lethenteron reissneri (Far Eastern brook lamprey) is the source of this 644-nucleotide messenger RNA. RefSeq names its product mitochondrial contact site and cristae organizing system subunit 10 (gene MICOS10). Gene Ontology annotation, cellular component: MICOS complex; mitochondrial inner membrane; mitochondrion. The record is from RefSeq and is a predicted model, not a curated record. Lineage: Eukaryota; Metazoa; Chordata; Hyperoartia; Petromyzontiformes; Petromyzontidae.
CCCACCUCUGGUGAGUUCGCGUUGGGGGAGAGGACGCGGUCGGACAGGAGUUUGGUGACCCCCAAGCGGGCGACUCGUCCCCUCUUUGUCUCCCCUCAUCUCUUCCCCUUCCCAUCGUCUCCCUGAUCGUCUUCCUCUCUUCCCCCCAGCAGCAGCAACAACAACAGCAACAGCAGCAGCAAACAACGGCAAUGUCCGAGCACGAACACGGCCGCAAGUGGGACAGAUGUCUGUCGGACGCCACCGUGAAAUUCGGUGCAGGUCUUGCUGUGGGACUUGUGUUUUCAGUCAUCUUCUUCAAGAGGCGGGCAUGGCCAGUGGUGUUUGGGGCAGGGUCUGGGUUUGGCAUGGCGUACUCCAACUGCCAGCGCGACUUUCAGAAACCAUACCUCGUGCACGGGGCAUACGUGCAGGACGAUGCCAGCAGUGCCGCGACAGUCACUGAAUAACGACCUUUGCUUUAAAUAUUAAACAACUUAUGCAUACUCGCACACGAGCGUGUACACAUACUCGCACGCCCACAUGGGUGUGAACACGCUUGUUCUUGCUGUCAUCGGCACGGGAUUGUGUGCGUUUGUACACGCACGUGUGCCUCCGAGGGAUGUCUGGUGAUCUGGUUUAAAUAAAGAUAUAUUGGCUCUUUA